This is a messenger RNA of Episyrphus balteatus (marmalade hoverfly), 1428 nucleotides long. RefSeq lists its product as uncharacterized. The transcript has 3 exons. NCBI's taxonomy places the organism in Eukaryota, Metazoa, Arthropoda, Insecta, Diptera, Syrphidae. The record is from RefSeq and is a predicted model, not a curated record. Bases 183 to 1088 code for a protein of 301 amino acids.
CAUUUUUUCCACAUCAAAGCUAAACAACACACCGGUUAGACUUUGAUUUUGAUUCAACUACAAAAUCAGUAUCUGCAGCAAUUUCAUAGCGUUAACGUGUGUCUCGCUUACAAAAAAAGGAAUAAAAUUCUCUAAUUUAUUAUUUUUUCAACCAAGUGUUUUUAAUAAAAAAAUAAAUCAAAAUGCCACUCGAAGUCAACACUCCAGACAAGUUGGAAUACAUUUUCUACCCAGCCACAAGUGGUUGCUUCACCUUCAAGGUUCGUUCAGCAAGUGAUGCCCAUUUGGCUCUUACAUCUGGCCCACAUGAAUCUGAUCCAAUGUUCGAGAUUUUCUUGGGUGGCUGGUCCAACUCAAAAUCGGUCAUUCGUAAGAACCGUACAAAGCCCGACGUUGUCGAAGUGAACACACCUGCAAUCUUGAAUGCUGGCGAAUUCCGUGGUUUCUGGAUCCGUUGGUACGAUAAUGUGAUCACUGUUGGAAAGGAGGGAGAGGCUGCUGCUUUCAUGUCAUGGGAAGAACCUGGAAUGGCCCCAGUUAACUAUGUAGGCAUUUGCACAGGAUGGGGUGCUACUGGUACUUGGUUGAUUGAUGAAGAUCAAUGUUCAGCUGUACCUUCAGCUCCUCCAGUAAUGGGAUUCGCAAACCCCACUGGCAGCGGUCCCGGAUGUUGGGUACCAGCUGCUGAUGGUGCAGUUCCACCAGGCGCCAUCGAAGGAGGUUUCGAUGGCUCCGAGCAAUUGUACAUUGCCCGUGCCGUCCAUGAAGGAGCUCUCAUUCCUGGAAAACUCCAUCCAUCACAUGGUGUUACCUACGUUGCAUGGGGAGGUGGUGAACAUGGACACAAUGAAUACGAAGUAUUGUGUGCCUGCGGUGGCCAAUGGGUGCCCGUUUCCGGUAGCAACAUCCCACCAAAUGCUCUUCCAGCUGGUGAAAGUGAAACCGGUGAACCAUUGUUCAUUGGACGUUGCAACCACAAUGGAGCUAUUGUUGUUGGCAAGGUGCAACCCUCUCAUGGUACAUGUUACAUUCCUUAUGGUGGAGAGGAACUGGCCUACACUGACUACGAAUUGUUUGUCCAGAACUAAGAUAGUAAAAAACUAAAUUAUAAAAAAAGGAAAAAUAGAAUAUAGCACGCAGUAAAUUAUUAAAGUUAAAACUAAAAACAUGCAAAACAGUUGGCCAAGCAUUUUUGCCAAAAUUUAUAACAUCUUAUAGUGGCUUCAUCAAAGCAAAUAGAAUCUCAUGUAGUGCCUUCUUUGAUAUUAGUAUAAUAUAAAACGUGUUCAUUUGGAGAACACAGAUUCUUCUACAUGCAGCUUUGUUUAUUUUAUUGUUAAUGAAUCUCAGAUUUUUUAAUUACAUACAUUUAAUCAUAUUUUAUUUUUGCAAAUUGUUAAAUAAAAAACCUAAAGAUGUUAUAAAACA